Melanaphis sacchari is the source of this 2530-nucleotide messenger RNA. Its product is annotated as platelet glycoprotein V-like. The record is from RefSeq and is a predicted model, not a curated record. NCBI's taxonomy places the organism in Eukaryota, Metazoa, Arthropoda, Insecta, Hemiptera, Aphididae. Gene Ontology annotation, molecular function: protein binding. Gene Ontology annotation, cellular component: extracellular matrix. Bases 306 to 2252 code for a protein of 648 amino acids. The transcript has 2 exons.
ACCACGUUCUCGUGCGAACUACCCCAAGUGCAAUCACCCGGUUGACGCGUUUUCCUUCCACCCGCCGACGUUUGUAAAACGCUGCAGGCGACCACCAAAAUAAUAGGGUCACGCGUAGCAUAAUGCUACGAGAAAAACGUCAAUGGUCAUCCGACACUUUUCAGCGUGUCGUUAAUACCGCACAUUAUGCGAAAAGAUAAAUAAAAUGAAAAGAAUUCGAUCAAAGUUAAUUUUUGCAGUAUAAGAAUAUCAAGAAAUUAAAAUAUUUAGCAUGGCGGCUGUGAAGUCGUGAGUGCGAACAAACAAUGGUAGUGAUUUUAAACGCUAUUGUAGUUUCUUUGCUGUCAGUUGUCGUUGCAAAAGUCCAAAAAAAAUGUGUUUUGGAAUUGCCUACAAGCGGCUCUCACGAUGUUUACUGUGACGUCAUACCGUACAAAAUUGACUUAAAUCACACUGACGGUAUGACUAAACUAGACAUAUCGCAAAAUAAUUUGAAUGGGAUUUAUAUUUAUAGUGAUAAAAAAAAAACAUUACCUACACUUGACGUGUCCAGAAACAACAUUCUAAGUCCUUGCCACGUUGCCAUUAAUAAUAUGGUAAGUGUUGAUUCUAUGAUAUUAUCGUUCAAUAAGAUAUACAAUUUCUCAAUGUGUUCAGAUAUUAGAAAUUUAACACUAAGUUGGAAUUACAUUAAGUCAUUAAAUAAAACUGAUAUGGUAAAUGCAUCUUCUUUGGAAGUUUUGGAUCUUGGAAAUAAUUUUAUCUUGUGGAUUGAAAAUGAUACAUUUGUUGGAAUGCCGGAUCUUCAAUGGUUGGACUUACGAGGUAAUGCGUUAACGAGAAUAUCAGAAAAAACGUUACCCAGUACUACGUUACGUUAUCUCGAUGUUUCUGAAAACUAUGAUCUUGAUCGUACAACAGUAUUUCAGCCAUUUGAAAAUUUAGUUGAAUUGAACAUUGCCAAAAACGCAGAAUUGGCUCCCGUUGUUUUGGGUUCCGGUCCAAGACUUCAAGCAUUAGAUGCUUCGUAUACUAAUCUUACAGAAAUUCCAGUUACGCCAGCUCCGCUCUUAGGUUCACUUAUUUUGAGUGGUAAUAUGAUAAGAACAGUGAAUAGUGGUGACUUGGAUGGUUUUCCACUUCUCCACUUGCUUAACAUUAGUGCUAAUCACAUUAAAAUUGUAGAAGACGACGCAUUUGGUCGGCUUGAUUUACUGAUCUUAUUGGACUUGAGUGAUAACUUAUUGGAAACAGUACCAAAAAGUUUACCAGAAAGCUUAGAAAAAUUAAAUUUAGAAAGUAAUAGAAUACAGAACUUGGGAGUCGAAGAUUUUGAGGGCUGCAAACGACUGAAAAUAUUAAACGUUCGGAAAAAUAAUAUUCAGCAUAUACAGGACUUUACGUUUGCGUCUUUAUUAUUUCUUGAUACUUUAGAUUUAUCUGAAAAUCCAAUCAAAAUGAUCACUAGAGAAAUGUUAGCAGGUCCAGUAAAAUUAAAAGUCUUGAAGCUGGAGAGGCUAAUGGCACCAGAAACACCAACAUUCCCAUUCACUGAUACACGUUACUUGAAUCGAAUCCAAUUGGCGCACAGCAAACAUCUUGCUAAAAUUUUAUUAAACGACAGUGCUGUAUUGUCAUCUAUGUUUCAACUUGAAUAUUUAGACUUAACGGAAUGCAAUGUGACUUCACUUCCUAACCGCUUACCUUAUCAUAUGCCUAAAAUUAAAACAUUAAUAUUGAACGAGCUCAAGUGCAUCGAAUCGUGGCUCAGAGACUGGCUAUGUGAGAUUUAUACAUCCGAAGAUCAACAUUACAAGUUACAUAAAUCUGAGUUGAGACUCAGAAACUAUCAACUGAAAAAAUUCAAAUCCUCUGUGGAAAGUGUGCAAUGUAGACGAAAUGAUGGUUAUUUUCAACAAGUGUUCGAUUCAGAAUACUGUGCCACUUUGACUACGAUUCCGACCUAUCGAGUUACUACGACUACAAUAGAACAAGCAGCAGUAUUUGCACGAUUAAGAUCGAAAGAAGAUCCUAAAAAUUCACACGUUUUAGCAAAAAAAACUCAUUCAGGUGUGAUAGUUUUUGUGUGUGUUGUGUUGUUAUUGAUACUUUUAGCGACUGGUACUGUUUGGGUUAAAAUAAAAGGGGACACAAUAAAGAGAUUGCAUUGGAGGCAAAAUAAAGUUGAUGUGGAUUACCAAAGUAUCGAAAUUAAGAACCUGGAAAGCUUUAGUCACGUAGAAAGGUGGUGAAAUAAGUCUGAAGAAUAAAAUGUUUAUAAGUAUAAUUAUUAAAACUUGUAUUUAUUUAUUUAUUUAUUUUAUUAUUAUUAUUUUUUUUUUUUUUGUGAUGUUUUUAAUAUUUAAAACCAAAGCUGAAAUGGAGCAGCGUAGCAAAAUUGUAUUAUUUAAAAAUAAGUAAUUUUUCAUUACUUAACUAAAAAAACUCAAUUCUGCUAUUACUAUAUUAUAAAUAGUAAAUAAUUUCAAUAUUUAUUAUAAAAUUAACACAUUAAUUUGAUUGAAUAUCG